AUGAAGGUAUGUUUUGUAGGUCUCUUAUAUAUGUGUGCUUUAAUAUUACUACACAAUUUAAUUAUUUAAUAAAAAGAGAAUUACUCUUAAUUAUUUUGAUAUAGCAAACUGUUGGGAAGCCUUUGAAGUAUAUGUUCGAUGUGGAACGGAUUUUGGCGGCUAGGACAAAUGUAGACAGGGAUCCAAGCGAGGCCUGGAGAGAAGUCAAUGGUUUUUGGGGAAAAGUUGUUCGUGAACUUGGAAUGAAGAACAAGCGCCUUGUUCGGAAGAACUAUUAUCAGCAAUGGUUUCAAGACAGAAAAGGUUUGAGAAGUCAAUAUACGAACACUAUGUAUAUGAUGGAACGGAAUGCAACGCCUGAAGUGUUGGCCAUGGACAUAAGUAAUCUUUUUAAGCCUAAGGCUAAGGAAGGCUAA
This is a messenger RNA of Paramuricea clavata, 416 nucleotides long. The record is from the annotation of a GenBank genome assembly. NCBI's taxonomy places the organism in Eukaryota, Metazoa, Cnidaria, Anthozoa, Malacalcyonacea, Plexauridae.